Molecule: messenger RNA, 4235 nt
Organism: Xiphias gladius (swordfish)
Lineage: Eukaryota; Metazoa; Chordata; Actinopteri; Istiophoriformes; Xiphiidae
Product: calphotin-like
Exons: 2
Coding region: 852-3773 (973 amino acids)
Source: RefSeq, a predicted model, not a curated record
UUUUUUUUUUUUUUUCCCCCUUCGCAGACAAAAUUGGCUAAAUAUCAUAUUGCCAUUCUGCUGCAUCUGUUAGUGUUUUUUGUUGGGGUGGGUCAUGACGUGUUCAGAGCAGAGUUCGAUAUUGUUUUUGUCUGCAUCUGCAGUACUGUAAUCUUUUCUAAAAUGGUAGUUAUUCUUUCUAUAACCUGUUGUCAUAAAAAAUCCCCCUCACCACCAGUUAAAAUUGUUGAUCACUGUUAAAAGGGACAAUAAAUUAUUUGGCUAGGAAUGCCUUUGUUUAACUAAAGUCAAUCUAUCUAAUAUAUGUUUAAUAUAUUUUAGAUCAAAUACUUAUGUAGUAAAAAAUAGCAAAAUAGGGUGAAAUAGUCACUUCAUUUAUUUUGCAAGCAUUUUCGUUGAAGCACUGGGUCAGUGGCUGUAUGUCAAUGUAGUGUAGCCCUGUGUUGUGUGAUAUUUCAUUAUGCAGUGUAAUUUGCAUUUUCCUUUUCAUUCUAAGUGCAUCCUGACUAAAUAUAGAAUGGGUUUUGUGUGGAAGUAAGUAGUAUGUACUGUGCAUUUUGAGUGGAAGUUUGCAUCAAACUUUGAAGUUAGGCAGGCCCUUUUCCCUAACCCUAAGAAAGGUGGUUUUGUCUUGGUUUGUGAUCGUUUAACCUGCAUGAGUAAGACUUCAACAUUCCCAGCAAAAAAAAUUUUAAAGAAUCUUUUUCUAUUCAGCUACACCUCCUGCCCCAGCUUCCUCCCAGAAACCUCAGGCAGCUUCUGGCCCUGCUAAGCCCAAAGGCAAAGAUGCCAAGAGUGCACAGGGUUCCUCUGCCCCAAAGGCUGUCCCUGGCAGGAGAAAACGCUCCUCUAUGUCUGCCUCUUCUUCUUCUCCAACCUCACCGAAAUCUACUCCCUCCUCUACCCCCCUGUCACCUGUUCCAUCUCCCCUAGCCUCCUCACCUGCUAGUUCUUCUGCUAAUCAGGCUAACCGCUCCACCCCAAAAGUUGUCAAGGCUGGCAAACAAGGAAAAUCUAAGAAAGGAGAGGCAUUUGUUCCUGCUCCUGCCCCUGAGGAGCGCAAGGUCACACCAGUCAAAGCUAAACCUGCCCCAGUUGAGAAAAAAAAACCCUCACCAGCUGUUACAAAGCCUGAAGCAGCACCAGCUGCUUUUAAAGUUACCUCAAAACCUGCUUUGGCAGCACCAGUUUCAUUUUCAGAUACUCUUUCUUCUAGCACUCCCAAAACAUUUGAAGUUAAGGCAGCUUCAUCAAAAGCUGUUGCCGUUACUUUAGCUGCUGAUGAUGACCUCCCUCCACUUAUCCCACCUGAGAAGCCAAUUAAAAUGCCUGUGUUCGUACCCCCUGUUGUGAAAGAGGGUGCAAAACCUGCUACUGUUGAGGCUGAUAAACCAGCUCCUAUUGAAGUUGCUAAAACAAUUUCCAAGGCCAAACCUGCUCUAAUUGGAGCUGCUAUACCAGCAGCCCCAGCCCCAGCCACAGUCGAGGCUGCUAAGGCAGCAUCCCCAAGCAAACCUGCUCCUGCCGAGGACAGACCUGCUCUUGCUGAAGCUCCUAAACCAGUUGCAGUGGCCAAACCUGCUCCUGUCGAGGCCGAAAAACCCACUCCUGUCGAGGCUGCUGUUAAACCCCCGGUGGAGGCCGAAAAACCUGCUCCUGUCGAGGCUGCCCCCAAGCCAGCUGUCGAAGCUAAAAAACCCGCUCCUGUUGAGGCCGCCCCCAAGCCAGCUGUGGAGGCCAAAAAACCCGCUCCUGUCGAGGCCGCCCCCAAGCCAGCUGUCGAAGCUAAAAAACUCGCUCCCGUCGAGGCCGCCCCCAAGCCAGCUGUCGAAGCUGAAAAACCCGCUCCCGUCGAGGCCGCCGCCAAGCCAGCUGUCGAAGCUGAAAAACCCGCUCCCGUCGAGGCCGCCGCCAAGCCGCCGGUGGAGGCCGAAAAACCCGCUCCUGUUAAGCCGCCGGUGGAGGCCGAAAAACCCGCUCCUGUUAAGCCGCCGGUGGAGGCCGAAAAACCCGCUCCUGUUAAGCCGCCGGUGGAGGCCGAAAAACCCGCUCCUGUUAAGCCGCCGGCGGAGGCCGAAAAACCCGCUCCUGUCGAGGCCGCCGUUAAGCCAGCUGUCGAGGCUAAAAAACCCGCUUCUUUCGAGGCCGCCCCCAAGCCAGCUGUGGAGGCCAAAAAACCCGCUCCUGUCGAGGCCGCCCCCAAGCCAGCUGUGGAGGCCAAAAAACCCGCUCCUGUCGAGGCCUCCCCCAAGCCAGCUGUGGAGGCCAAAAAACCCGCUCCUGUCGAGGCCGCCGCCAAGCCAGCUGUGGAGGCCAAAAAACCCGCUCCUGUCGAGGCCGCCGCCAAGCCAGCUGUCGAGGCUAAAAAACCCGCUCCUGUCGUGGCCGCCGCCAAGCCAGCUGUCGAGGCUAAAAAACCCGCUUCUGUCGUGGCCGCCCCCAAGCCAGCUGUCGAGGCUAAAAAACCCGCUUCUGUGGAGGCCGCCCCCAAGCCAGCUGUCGAGGCCAAAAAACCCGAUCCUGUGGAGGCCGCCCCCAAGCCAGCUGUGGAGGCCAAAAAACCCGCUCCUGUCGAGGCCGCCCCCAAGCCAGCUGUGGAGGCCAAAAAACCCGCUCCUGUCGAGGCUGCUAAACUAGCUGUUGUCGAGGUCAAAAAAUCUACUCCUGUUGAGGCUCAUAAACAAGUUGAAGAAAGUAAAGCUGCUCCUCCUAAGAUUGCAAAACCAGAUGUGGAGGUCAGGUCUCCCUCUGUUGAGGUUGUCAAGCCAGCUGUCCAGACUGAAAAACCUGCUCCUGUUGAGGCCACCAAGCCAACUUUGGAGGCCGCAGCUAAGCCUGCGAUGAAGGCUGCCGCCAAGCCAGCUGUGGAGGCCAAAAAACCCGCUCCUGUCGAGGCCACCAAGCCAACUGUGGAGGCCGCCGCUAAACCUGCUCCUGUGGAGGCCGAAAAACCUUCUCCGGUGGAGGCCGCCGCCAAGCCAGCGGUGGAGGUCAAAAAAUCUACUCCUGUUGAGGCUCAUAAACAAGUUGAAGAAAGUAAAGCUGCUCCUACUAAGAUUGCAAAACAAGAUGCGGAGGUCAGGUCUGCCUCUAUUGAGGUUGUCAAGCCAGCUGUCCAGGCCGAAAAACCCGCUCCGGUCGAGGCCGCCACUAAGCCAGUGGUGGAUGUCAAAAAACCUGCUCCUGUCGAGGCCCCCACCAAGCCAGCUGUCGAAGCCAAAAAACCUGCACCCGUUGAGGCUCAUAAACAAGUUGAAGAAACUAAAGCGUCUACUCCUAAGAUUGCAAAACCAGAUGUGGAGGUCAGGUCUGCCUCUGUUGAGGUUGUCAAGCCAGCUGGAGAACCUAAACUAGCUGCCGCUGAGGUUACCAAGCAAGCUCCUGUGAAGGAUGCUAAGCCAGAGGCCAAAUUGGCUGAGGUUAAGGCAGCACCUGCUGAGGUUGCAAAGCCUGCCAAAACAGCAGCUGAACCUUCAUCUGCUCCCUUAAAACCCAUUCCAGUCGAGCCUGCUAUUCCUGCCCCAGCUCCCCGUAAACUCACAUUUGCUGAGGCAGUUGCAAAACCUGCCCCUGUUAAACCUGAGGUUGAGGUAAUCAGUACAACUCCCUCUGAGCCCGUCUCAUCACCCAAACCUGCCCCCACACCUACUAAAACACCAGCCAAGGUGGAGCCUGUGGUCAAGAAUGACAAGGGUAUUUUCUUCUUUCUCUCCUCUUUUGUGCCAUCUGUUUUUCCAGCUGUACUGCAGUCUGGAAACAACUCAGAUGCUUAGCUAUGUCAUUCUCCAAGGCUGUGAAGUAUAAAUUAGCUUUUUUAAAUUUUAAACUGUGACAUGCUACCUAGUUGUUGACAUGGAGUCUCCUGGUUUUGGAAAGUCAAUGCUCUUGUUGUAUACUCUGUAAUAAUUUUGUACACAUUCAUUUGUGUGAUCAUAUAAUGUUUGAUGUCAGUUUUUAUUUAGUUAGUGAAAAUGUCUUGUGUUGGUCUGGUAAAUAUGGUAAGAGACUGAAGGGGAAUUGUGUUCUCAACACACAGAGUACACAGUUGUUUGGAUUUGAGGUUAAAAAAUCAUCAUGAAUCUGGAAGCAUAAGUUCAGACAACUUGAAUAUAAAUUGAUGUAUGCAUUUUUAUUCCUCAGGAAUGAUGCAGCUUAUUUGCAGAACUACUUUUUAGGGGUACACUUUUUUAAAAGGUGACAUUUUAUGACAAAAUUUUGGUUCCCCUUGGUGGUUU